This is a messenger RNA of Pocillopora damicornis (cauliflower coral), 2356 nucleotides long. RefSeq lists its product as uncharacterized. Gene Ontology annotation, molecular function: activin receptor binding; nodal binding; laminin binding. Gene Ontology annotation, biological process: anterior/posterior pattern specification; determination of left/right symmetry; nodal signaling pathway. NCBI's taxonomy places the organism in Eukaryota, Metazoa, Cnidaria, Anthozoa, Scleractinia, Pocilloporidae. The record is from RefSeq and is a predicted model, not a curated record. Gene Ontology annotation, cellular component: cell surface; extracellular region.
AAACAUCGCAGUGGCCACCGAAGUGGCAGAGACAGAGGCGACAGUCGUGAGAAGAUCUGACGAAGUAUAGUAUCCUUCAAAUGCAGAUAAGUUUCGUUAUUGGUGAGCUAUCCUAGACGGAAAGUUCAAGUCUUGUUUACAAAUCGCCUCACUAGUUAUCUCAAGGCCUCACGAUGAAGACCACCGAUCGGAUAAACCUCUGUUUGUGCGUGUAAACAUUUUACAACACGAGUGAAUGAAUGAAACUGACCUAAUGAUGGUAGUUAGUUAUUGCGGCGCCAGAGUUGUGGAAUUCUCACAGAUAAAAUGAUGCGCUCUUCUACGCGAUCACCGGUGAUUUUGCUGCUAUUUUUGUUAACGGUACCUAAACUCUCAAAACCCUGUAUUCAACUGCUCGAUGGCUGGAAGCAACUAAGCGCCGGAGAGCGUGCUAAACUUGUCCAAGUGGUGUUCAUUGGGAAAGUGGUGAAUCUCUACUCGUACGAUGCAACAUCAACGCAUGCGGCAGAUUUCGAAGUGCGGAAAAUUCUCAAGGGAAGCAAGUUCGUGGAAGAGGUUUUGGAAAUGCAGUCUUCCCCACUGGUGAUAGUUUAUGGCUUUGGCGAGAAGAUGCAUUGUCUCUCGCCAGUAAAUCCAGGAGAAGUUCAUAUGGUAUUCAUGGUUUACGCAAAUGAAUCUCGUGCGCUUAUAGCCAGAUACGAAGAUGUAUUUGGGGCCACCGCACCGGCUACGGCCAAGAACGAGGAAGAAAAAGUUUUCAUUCGUUACGGAUGCUAUGGGUAAAAUCAGCGUCGGGGAACCACUGCUUGUGUCGUCCAUAGAGAGAUACGAGGUUGAGGUCAGCGAGUUGUACUUCGUACCAGAUCCCGGCGCAUCAAGACAACAAUGCGACCCUCCAAUAUUCAAACCAGUCUUUCACGCUCACGAAAUAGAAGGUAGUGGUGGAGUUAGUGCUUCGGAAAUCUACGGGAAAGAAGGCUCCGGUACGCCAAAUUAUGUUGAAGAUUCUGAAAAUGAAGUCGAGAUCUCUUGGUCGGAAUGGUCACAAUGCUCUAAGACUUGCGGUAAAGGCCGAAGGCAACGCUUAAUGACGUGUAAUUUCGAAAACGGUCGGCCAACAGAAGAGUGCCUUCAAGCCCUCCAAACGUUUGAGGUCAAAGAUUGUUACUUACAAGACUGCCCAGCCAAGUGUGAUCUUCCGUGUUUAAACGGCGGAUUCUGUAUCAGUCGUAAUAAAUGUCGCUGUCAGCCUGGUUACCAUGGUGACGUCUGUGAAAAAGUGGAGUGCAAGAUUCAUUGUCGUAAUGGCGGCACUUGCGUGGGACCCUACAAGUGUAAUUGCCCGUCAGGAUAUGGGGGAACACAGUGCGAGAAAGUACUGUGCACUCCACCAUGUCAAUAUGGCGGCAGGUGUAUCAAGCCCAAUGUGUGUCAAUGUUUUCAUGGUUUUACGGGGCCGUAUUGCAGACCCUCCUGCAGCCCGCCUUGCCUCAAUGGCGGCGUGUGCGUGGGUCCAAACGAAUGUCGCUGUGCCAAAGGUUUCACUGGAGAAUCUUGCCUUCAAGCAUUAUGCAACCCGCCCUGCAUGCAUGGCGGCGUAUGCUAUCAGCCAAACAAAUGCUCCUGUCCAUUCGGCUGGCACGGAAAGAGCUGCGAAAAAGCGCGUUGUUAUCCGCAUUGUCGAAAUGGUGGGACCUGUUGGAGAGGAAAAUUCUGCCUUUGUUCCAAGGGAUAUUAUGGUUAUUACUGCCAAAACAUUCUCGCUUUAAGGUCGUAUUAGUGGGAAGGCACGAGAGUCAAUGAACAAGACAAUAAGACAAAUCCCAAGAAACGUUCCUUUAAUUUCCCAAAGGGAAGAAGAUAAUAAAAUCUUUAAGUUUAACUUAUGUUUCACAAAAAGGAAGGAAAUUUUCUCACAAAGUCUCGGCAUUAUAGAUGCUUUUAAGAUGUUGGACCAAAAAAAUGAGUCUGGAUAGGUCUACAACUGCAAGCGCCCCAAAGAUUUCUGCUUCCUUUUUGCGUGACUGCGUGACACGUAAUUCCCUGUGUGACAGAUUGCGAUUUUAAUACGCGUUUCCCUUAAAUAAUUGUCGCAUCAUUUUUAGAGAAACUAACUAACUAAAAGCGCUUGUACAUAGAUACUGCCGUUCGGUAGGUUCGUUUGUUAUUCAGGAUAACAUCAGUUUGGAAAGUUCUGCAAUCAGAUUUGUAAAUAGUCGCAAACGGUACGUCGUGAAACAAUUGUCCGACUUUUUGUCUGGGACGAAAUAACUGAUAUCAAACGCAAAUUCGUUUUGUUUGCAAUCUCUCUCGUAAUGUUAUGGAGGAAAAUAAAAUUGAAGAAUAGUUUAACGCU